Molecule: messenger RNA, 3026 nt
Organism: Vidua chalybeata
Lineage: Eukaryota; Metazoa; Chordata; Aves; Passeriformes; Viduidae
Gene: RAF1
Product: Raf-1 proto-oncogene, serine/threonine kinase
Exons: 18
Coding region: 160-2097 (645 amino acids)
Biological process (GO): signal transduction; protein phosphorylation
Cellular component (GO): cytosol; mitochondrion; plasma membrane
Molecular function (GO): ATP binding; protein kinase activity
Source: RefSeq, a predicted model, not a curated record
CUGGGCGCGGGGCCGCCAUUUUCUCUGAGGCGCGGAACGAGCGGCGCCGGGCGGGACCGGGGCGCGGGGGACCCGCCGGGGGCCCGGGACACAGAUGAUGUGCUUCAUCCUUUUGUCAUAGGACUUCAUUUGCUGAAAGGAAAACUGAAGGCCGCACCAAUGGAGCACAUCCAGGGAGCUUGGAAGACCAUCAGCAAUGGGUUUGGGCUGAAGGAUUCUGUCUUUGAUGGCCCCAACUGUAUCUCUCCGACCAUCGUGCAGCAGUUCGGGUACCAGCGCCGGGCGUCCGACGAUGGCAAAAUCUCGGAUACGUCCAAAACCAGCAACACCAUCCGCGUCUUCCUGCCCAACAAGCAGCGCACUGUGGUGAAUGUGCGAAAUGGGAUGACCUUGCAUGACUGUCUCAUGAAGGCCCUGAAAGUCAGAGGUCUGCAGCCAGAAUGCUGUGCAGUUUUUCGACUUCUUGCUGAACCGAAAGGAAAGAAAGUGCGCUUGGAUUGGAACACAGAUGCUGCCUCCCUGAUUGGAGAGGAGCUGCGAGUGGACUUCCUUGACCAUGUCCCACUCACCACACACAAUUUUGCUCGGAAGACAUUUCUGAAGCUUGCCUUCUGUGACAUCUGCCAGAAGUUCCUGCUCAAUGGCUUCCGGUGUCAGACGUGUGGCUACAAAUUCCACGAGCACUGCAGCACCAAGGUGCCAACCAUGUGUGUGGACUGGAGCAACAUCAGGCAGCUCUUAUUGUUCCCAAAUUCAAAUAUCAGUGACAGUGGUGUCCCUGCACUACCUCCCUUGACAAUGAGACGGAUGCGGGAGUCUGUCUCCCGGAUACCUGUUAGCUCCCAGCACAGGUAUUCUACACCUCAUGCCUUCACUUUCAACCCAUCCAACCCUUCCUCUGAGGGCUCUCUGUCCCAAAGGCAGCGCUCCACAUCCACCCCAAACGUGCACAUGGUCAGCACCACGAUGCCUGUGGACAGCCGGAUCAUCGAGGAUGCAAUUCGAAGCCAUAGUGAAUCAGCCUCACCCUCUGCUCUGUCUGGAAGUCCUAACAAUAUGAGCCCAACUGGCUGGUCUAAAACCCCAGUCCCAGCCCAAAGAGAGAGAGCCCCUGGAUCUAACACACAGGAAAAAAACAAAAUUAGGCCUCGUGGACAGAGAGACUCCAGUUAUUACUGGGAAAUAGAAGCCAGUGAAGUGAUGCUCUCCACCAGGAUAGGCUCAGGCUCUUUUGGGACAGUUUACAAGGGCAAAUGGCAUGGGGAUGUAGCAGUGAAGAUCCUAAAGGUUGUAGACCCAACCCCAGAACAGUUCCAGGCUUUCAGGAAUGAAGUGGCUGUGCUGAGGAAGACCCGGCACGUGAACAUCCUGCUCUUCAUGGGCUACAUGACCAAGGACAACCUGGCCAUUGUCACACAGUGGUGUGAGGGCAGCAGCCUCUACAAACACCUGCACGUGCAGGAGACCAAGUUCCAGAUGUUCCAGCUCAUCGACAUCGCCCGCCAGACCGCGCAGGGCAUGGACUAUUUACAUGCAAAGAACAUCAUCCACAGAGACAUGAAAUCCAAUAAUAUAUUUCUUCAUGAAGGCCUCACAGUGAAAAUAGGAGACUUUGGUCUGGCAACUGUAAAAUCCAGGUGGAGUGGAUCCCAGCAGGUGGAGCAGCCCACGGGCUCCAUCCUGUGGAUGGCCCCCGAGGUGAUCCGGAUGCAGGACAGCAACCCCUUCAGCUUCCAGUCAGAUGUCUACUCCUAUGGAAUAGUGUUAUAUGAGCUGAUGACAGGAGAGCUGCCCUACUCCCACAUCAACAACAGAGAUCAGAUCAUUUUCAUGGUUGGCAGGGGCUAUGCUUCCCCAGACCUCAGCAAGCUGUACAAGAACUGCCCCAAGGCCAUGAAGAGGCUGGUAGCAGAUUGUUUGAAGAAGGUUAGGGAAGAACGACCCCUGUUCCCACAGAUCCUGUCGUCCAUCGAGCUGUUGCAGCACUCUCUACCCAAGAUCAACCGCAGCGCCUCGGAGCCGUCCCUGCACCGCGCCGCCCACACCGAGGACAUCAACGCGUGCACGCUGACCUCCACCAGGCUGCCCGUGUUCUGAGCUGGGUCCUGGGCUGUGUCCUGAGCUGCUCCUGCCCUGCUCCCCGGCUGCAGCAGCAGGAGGAACACGAGUUGUGCCUCCCCACCUGGUGGCCAGGCUCCUCCGGCAGGGCCCUCCGCGUCCCAUCGUACAGAGAAGCUGCUACGGAUUCGUGCAGUUCUCAGCCCGCAGGGACACAGCUCCUCAUUGCCUUUGCUACCAUCUCUUGUUCUGGGAGAGGUAACAGACUACAAAUCAAGAGAUCUAUUACUAUUUUUUUAAUAGAUGCACUUGAGCCUUAUUUUCCCCUUCCCAGAAGCGAUGGCUGUUUCUUUGGCAGUGGUUCUGGCUGGGUUUGCUCUGUGCUCAGUGAGGUGGCUCUGAGGACAGGUGAUGUUCUGGUGCUCUGACUGCCCCAUGCCAAGUGUCACCUCACCCUGGGGAGUUGUGCCUGGAGUGGGAAGAGGAAAUAACUCGGGAAAUCAGCUCCUGCCUAAGAGCUUCACCAAGCCAAUGAAAUAAGUUCAAAUGCUAAUUCAACACAAAAUAGUUUUGCAAUAGUUUUGCACAUAGAAGAAAAACUCUUGCAAAAGGAUGGAAUCUGUUGUGAAUUGUCCUGCUCAGAGAAGGAGGUGAGCCAGUCCUGCUUUGGUCACCUUGAGAAGCCUCCCAGCUGCCUUUGGUACUAUGGACCUGUUUGUGCAGCCCAGGCAGGGUGAGUGAGGAGUGCUGGGCUGGGAGAGGCUGAGGAUGUUCCCACCUCCUGCAGAGGCUGCAUCCCAGCGGAAGCUGUCGUCCAAGAGAUGCACUAGCAAGAGGAAACUGAGCAUAUACAGUUUUUCUUGUUGAUUUGGGUUUUAAUUUUGUUUUUAUUGCUCCUGAGAAAAUGCAUUUAUUGUAAGCCAAGGUUCCUCUGAUUAUCUUAUUUUAAUAAAAUAAAUUAAAUUUUA